AUGUUUGGCUUUACUUUAUGCCAAGGCUUGACAGAUAAUAUAUCAAUAGGAGUUGGGGGCUAUCCAGAAGGCCACCCCGAUUGUCCAACAAUUGAGGAAGAUAUACAGCAUCUCAAAGAAAAGGUGAAUGCAGGUGCGGAUUUUAUAAUCACUCAACUUUGCUUCUCGGCGGAAACUAUAAUUAAUUUCAUUAAAAAUUGUCGGGAAAAUGACAUCAACGUUCCUAUCAUCGUCGGUAUUUAUUCUCCAGAAAACUAUCGUACCUUAAUACGUUUAAUGGAGAUAACUAAAGUUACCAUGUCUUCAGAACAACUUGCUGAGUACAGACAACAUAGACACAAUCCAACAAAAUUUCAGGAGUUUGCAGUACAGAAGACUUUAGAAAUGAUCACGGAAAUAUUCGAUAGCGAUAUUGGCGUUUAUGGCUUGCAAUUUUUUUCACUUAAUAAAUUUAAUAAUAUUAAAGCAAUUUUACAAGAAAUGAAUGCAUUGGAAAAUAGAAUUGAAUGA
Molecule: messenger RNA, 510 nt
Organism: Teleopsis dalmanni
Lineage: Eukaryota; Metazoa; Arthropoda; Insecta; Diptera; Diopsidae
Product: methylenetetrahydrofolate reductase-like
Exons: 4
Coding region: 1-510 (169 amino acids)
Biological process (GO): tetrahydrofolate interconversion
Cellular component (GO): cytosol
Molecular function (GO): FAD binding; methylenetetrahydrofolate reductase [NAD(P)H] activity
Source: RefSeq, a predicted model, not a curated record